Lymnaea stagnalis (great pond snail) is the source of this 603-nucleotide messenger RNA. The record is from the annotation of a GenBank genome assembly. Lineage: Eukaryota; Metazoa; Mollusca; Gastropoda; Lymnaeidae.
AAAACAAAUUCAAGAACUAGACUUUUCAUCAAGUGAAAGUGAAGAAGAAAUAACUUUUAAAACACACAACUCUGGUCUUGAUUCUGAUGCUUCCCUAGAUGAAGUAGAUAAUGUUGCAACUACUGGAGAACAAACUAUAAUUGAUGAAAAUAUUGAACCAAUCACAGAAAGUCCAAAUGCAAUUGUUAAACCCAUAUGUCACAAAGAACGCAAGUUUUUCAAAACUAGAUCACCAUCCUUAAAUGUAACUGCAAGAGGCAUCCUGUGCCAGAAAGGGUUUGAUCUUAAAUAUUUACCAUGGAAUUCAAAGAAAACAAAUAAAUUUUCCAAGUUUAGAAAUGGUGUUUUACAUAAUUCUUCACUGGCUAAGUCUCCGGUUAAGUCAAGUUCAAAGAAAGGUCUUUUUGGAACUCCUUCAGCAAAAAAUAAACAAAAUAAUGGUUCACCUGCAAUUUCUAAUUUUAUAUGUGCUCCUGGCUUUGAGUUAUCGGUAUCUGAUAACUCUCAUUUGUUGCUGACAAAAGAAACUAUUCCUUCCAAUUGCACCUCUGUGAUUGAAACACCAGCAACAAUCAUUUCAACAGAAAAGAAUGUGCAUACCGA